Molecule: messenger RNA, 534 nt
Organism: Dissoconium aciculare CBS 342.82
Lineage: Eukaryota; Fungi; Ascomycota; Dothideomycetes; Mycosphaerellales; Dissoconiaceae
Product: protein import receptor MAS20
Exons: 2
Coding region: 1-534 (177 amino acids)
Biological process (GO): protein targeting; tRNA import into mitochondrion; protein import into mitochondrial matrix
Cellular component (GO): mitochondrial outer membrane; mitochondrial outer membrane translocase complex
Molecular function (GO): transmembrane protein transporter activity
Source: RefSeq, a predicted model, not a curated record
AUGGCUUCAACUACACCAUCUCAAUCAAUCUCAACAACGGCCGUCAUCGCUUCCGUUGCAGGAGUGAUCGCCACGAGUGUCGUCGCAUAUGCCGUCUACUUCGACCAUCGUCGACGAUCAGACCCGGAGUUCCGAAAACAUUUAAAGAGACAGCAAAAGAAGAUAUCAAAGUCGCUGGAGGAAAACGCUCGGGCGAAUGAACGAGCACAAAAGGAGAAGAUUCGACGAUUGGUGGAUGAAGCCAACCAGGACGGUUUCCCGACUGAUCCCGAAGAUACCGAACAAUACUUCAUGCAGGAGGUCGCACGAGGUGAAACCGCCAGCACUGAUGGCUCAGACCCCGUUGAUGCCGCGCUGUGCUUCUACAAGGCGUUGAAGGUCUAUCCCACCCCGAGAGAGUUGAUCAGCAUCUACGACAAGACAGUACCAAAGCCAAUUCUGGAUAUUCUUGCGGAGAUGAUUGCGAUCGAUCCCAUGAUCCCGGUUACAGGCUCAUCGCGCUCAUCCGACGCCGGUUCGAUCAACGUGGAGUAA